Hyalella azteca is the source of this 3213-nucleotide messenger RNA. RefSeq lists its product as uncharacterized. The record is from RefSeq and is a predicted model, not a curated record. Gene Ontology annotation, molecular function: G protein-coupled serotonin receptor activity; G protein-coupled acetylcholine receptor activity. The transcript has a single exon. Gene Ontology annotation, cellular component: membrane; synapse; dendrite. Gene Ontology annotation, biological process: chemical synaptic transmission; adenylate cyclase-inhibiting G protein-coupled acetylcholine receptor signaling pathway; G protein-coupled receptor signaling pathway, coupled to cyclic nucleotide second messenger. NCBI's taxonomy places the organism in Eukaryota, Metazoa, Arthropoda, Malacostraca, Amphipoda, Hyalellidae. Bases 1 to 3207 code for a protein of 1068 amino acids.
AUGAGCUCCGUUGACCCCACAUCGUACUAUGACGACCAGACCACGAACGCCACAUUUGACGUCACGCCUUUCAAAAGUCUACGCGAGAUCAACAGCACCGCGAUUAAAUUCCUGAGACAUCAAAGCCACCUGCCGAGGCUGUUGCCCAGGUACCCAUCUCUAGAAGACGGCUUUGGGUUUGAGCCGUUCAGAGCUAGCAGCUCUGCUCAGACUAUGAUCGGUGACGCCAUGAUCCUGCAGAACCUAUCCUGUACACCCACCACUUCCUUUCCUUCUGAUAACAUAUCAGUUCUAAGCGACUGUUCCCUUGGCAAUGGUACCUUUCCACCAUUGGAAAACGAUACCAACACCAUCUUGCCACCUCUGGAACUCUGGCAGACGGUUGCGGUGGCCAUCUUCUGCAGCCUGAGCAUCGUCCUGACCGUCUGUGGAAAUAUCCUGGUCAUCUUGAGCUUCAUCGUCGAGAGGGCAAUCCGGCAGCCAUCUAAUUAUUUUAUUGCCUCUCUAGCGGUCACUGAUCUGCUCAUAGGAUCUGUGUCGAUGCCCUUCUACACAGUGUAUGUCCUCAUGCAGAAGUGGACCUUGGGACCGGUGCUGUGUGAUUUGUGGUUGUCGGUUGACUACACAGUGUGUCUCGUGUCUCAAUAUACAGUGUUACUGAUCACCAUCGACAGAUUCUGUUCCGUCAAAAUAGCCGCUAGAUAUCGGAAUUGGAGAACAAGAAGAAAAGUUCUGGUGAUGGUGGCAGUGACGUGGAUUAUACCAGCAAUGUUAUUCUUUACCAGCAUAUUUGGAUGGGAGCAUUUCGUUGGUUAUAGAGCCUUAAAAGAACAUGAGUGCGCGGUGCAGUUUCUCAGAGAUCCUGUAUUCAACACAGCCUUGAUUGUCACAUAUUAUUGGGUGACACUUGUAGUCCUCAUUAUCCUAUAUGCGGGGAUCUACAAAACUGCUUACGACAUGCAUAAGAAAUCGGAAGCGAAACACCGGAAAAUGCAGACCCUCGUGGCCCUCAGUGCGGGAGGGAUGGCAGGAAUGGCCGGUAGGACUGCGGGGUUCGGCAUGGCGAAACCUCCAGGACCCUCAGAUGACAAUCCUCUGAUGAUAGCAGUGAUGGCACAUCAGGUCAACAGGAAAACAGAAGAUGGAGAGAAACAACAGAAAGAAUCGUCGUCUUGUCAAGGAUCAACAGGACUCAGUUCAUCGUCAGAAAAUAAGACAGGAGAUGAAAUCUUUUCGAUGUGCCUGAAAAAAGAUGCUGAGCGAUCGGAUCGGUCGAGUAGUCCAACAUUUGAAUCAGACGAAGACAGCAGCAGUCAGCUUGCGGCUCCUCCACCUAAAGCCAACAACACCAAAGACUCCAAAGAUGCACAGGCCCCCGCAAGGAGAACGAAUAUCAUAGCGGAUGCCUUGCCCAAAAUCCCAGAGCAAACAAUUCUAGACACGACCACUAAAACAAAUGCAAAUGCCCCGCCUCCGGUUCCUCCGAGAAAUUUUUCGGGUAAGAAAAGUGCUGGAAAAAUAGCUACUACCCCCACAUCGAGUGAACCUAUUUCACCCGUGGGAGACAUACCAAUGCAGAAACUCGGCGAUCAUGAAGCAAGUCGUAUAAUACGGACAGAUGACGUAGCUGGAAAAUCUCCGGCAUGCAUUCCCAAAAGUUUGCCUUUAAGUGACGUAGUAGCCAUAGUUCCAAUAGCCUCUUCAACACCCACGGACCUGUCUUGUCCUGUAGUGUCCUCGUGGUCCGAAUCUUCGUCUGCCGGAAAAGUCGAAGGUCCAAAAAAUUCCGCUAGUGCCCCGGUAUCACUGACGUCUUCCUGCCUAAAUCUCGCCCAUCCUGUAGCAUACGAUGUUUUGACUGGGCUCGAUUCAGGUACAUUCAAUUCCGUGGAUCGGUCUUCAGUUUUGUCCUCGGUCUCUGGAGGGCCAUCGGUCCAGUUGACGGCUGCUCAAGUGGCGCCAAAGAGCCCGAGUGUUUCUGAAAUUUCUGUUGAGUCCAAAAAGUCCUUAGCUCCUUGUAAAGAUAAUGAUAAUACAGCUACUAAUGCGGUAGAAAAGUCUAAUAGCUUUGAUUCUCUGUGUCGUAAUGUAAGUGGAAUUUCCAAUGGAAAUAAUAAACCAGUGGAAAUUCAUAGAAAUAAUAGAUGUGAUAGUUUAGACCACAAGCAAACUAGCAAAUCCAGUUCUGAAUUAUGUCCAAACCCUAAUCCUCAUAGUAACUCGUUACCUGUCACCCCUACACCAGUUACCAGCACACCAAUCCUCAGUAGCGCAAGAUGCUUCCUUAAAAGAACAAACAAGAUUCAUUUCAAUUCUGAGGAUGAGGAUCUAGAUCUAAGUUUGGACGAUGGUGACGAAACUGAUGAACUGGGAGGCAGAGAAUCGUCGGAACAUUCAACUGACGUGGUGGUCACGUCAAUCAUACACACCUGCACUGCCGUCACUAAGAUAGGUGACGGGGAAUCUCCUAAUUCACAAAUAAAAUUACCACCUCUAGUGCAUCCCCAAACUGGACGUCGAAAAUCAGGUUCCAUACAUACAGGACGUCUGUCAGUAGACAGCGGCAGAUGCAACGCUAACUCCAACGUCAGCGCCGCUGGUCAACAAUUGAAGGCAGACCAUAACUCUUCAUCUAAACUUAAUUCGGAAAAUUUAGAAAGCAUUGACACAAAAGGUUCAGGUUCCCGUAUAUCAUCCGCCUUAAACCAGCUGAUCACAACUCACAACGUCCACUCUAACAAGACCAAAACAAGCGUCGCCAGAGCAGAAUCUUCCUCGGUUGGGGAAAACGACAGAAGCUCCGUGGUGGUCGCGCCAGGAACUUCAGACACUCAGUGUUCUUUGAGAAGUUCCCUUAAGAACUCGAAGAAAAGUAUCGCCAAGUCCAUCAGGAGUUUGAAGAAAAAGAAGAAGAAGAAGGACGCGGCAGCUCAUGUACGGCAUCGCUCCAAGUCAGAGAACCGUGCAAACAAAGCUCUUCGCACAAUCUCUGUUAUUUUAGGUUGUUUUGUUGCAUGUUGGACGCCAUAUCACAUCAUCGCCAUAGCUGAGAGCUGGUGCACAUGUACAAACAUUCACUUGUUUUUGUUUUCGUAUUUCCUGUGUUAUGCCAAUAGUCCCUUGAAUCCUUUUUGUUAUGCCUUGGCUAACCACCAGUUCAAGAAAACCUUUAUAAGAAUACUCAACGGGGACUUGCAUUACACGUGAAUUAUG